AUGGAAACCAGUAGUCCUCAUGAAGAUGAGAACAAGAGAGUUCUUUAUGAGGCAUCAUACGAAGGGUGUGUUUUUGUCUUAAACACACCAAUACAGGAAGAUCCACUAAUCCUACACAAAAUUAACUCGAGAGCAAUCUUCACUGAAACUCCCUUACACAUAUCAGCUUUACUUGGCCGCCUUGAAUUCACAAAACUCCCUCUUACUCACAAACCCAAACUUGCCCUUGAGUUUGACUCCUUUCAAAGCACAGCCCUUCACUUAGCUUCUGCAGAAGGCCACGUCCACAUUGUGAAGGAGUUAUUGCAAGCUCGUGACCAUGCAUGCUUGAUUCCUGAUCAACGAGGUAGAAUUCCAUUUCAUUAUGCAGUUAUAAGAGGAAGAACAAAUAUCGUGUUCGAGCUAAUUAGUGCAAAGCCAGAAUCACUGUGGAUCCUUGAUAAGAGGAAAUAUGUUUUCCACUUGCCUGUGAUGUACAGUCACUUGGACAUUCUUAAAGCUCUGAUGGAUUUCGAUAUCGAGGCUCGCAUGCUCCUCAGUUUGAGAGACUUGGAUGAUAACACUACUCUAGAUUUGGCUGCCAUGUUGAAGCAAGUUGACAUCGUAAGGUUCCUCGUUUUAAUUCCAGCAAUAAGAGAAGCUGCAAGCGUGCAAAAUGAGACGGGGUUUUACAGAUCACAAGAAAGUCUCCAAAAGCCUUCACAUGCAACUCAUGUUGAUGAAUUCUAG
Neltuma alba is the source of this 729-nucleotide messenger RNA. Its product is annotated as ankyrin repeat-containing protein At5g02620-like. Lineage: Eukaryota; Viridiplantae; Streptophyta; Magnoliopsida; Fabales; Fabaceae. Gene Ontology annotation, molecular function: protein binding. The transcript has 2 exons. The record is from RefSeq and is a predicted model, not a curated record. Gene Ontology annotation, cellular component: plasma membrane. The coding region runs from base 1 to 729 and encodes 242 amino acids.